UGUAUAUUUUUGUUAUUUACAUUUACAUUUAUAUAAUCAGAUCAUUUACAAACGAACAGAUUACAAAAACCUGCAACCCACACAGGCACUAGGGCUACUAACAAACUACACCACACCAAAAGCACUUAAAAGGCCGUCACCAACCACACCACACUAAAAUAAUUUCAACAGCCAAAAUUAAACAAUCGCAAUAAAGCCGGUGGCGGUGGUUUCCGCAGGCUGACCGCGGUGUCUCUUGCAGAGCGGAAUGGCUGGCACCUUCACCCGUCUCCUGGCCGGGCGCGCAGCCCCCGCGCUGUUCGCCGCCGCGGGCACGGGGGUGCUGGCCACGGGCUACCUGCUGGGCCAGCACAACGUCAGCGCCGCUGUGCAGGAGAAGAGGAAGCUCUUCCCCCCCAGCGCCGACUACCCCGACCUGCGCAAGCACAACAACUGCAUGGCCGAGUGCCUGACCCCGGGCAUCUACUCCCGCCUGCGGGACAAGAUGACCCCCAACGGGUACACGCUGGACCAGUGCAUCCAGACCGGCGUGGACAACCCCGGCCACCCCUUCAUCAAGACGGUGGGCAUGGUGGCUGGGGACGAGGAGUCCUACGAGGUGUUCGCUGAGAUUUUUGACCCUGUCAUUAAAGCCAGGCAUAAUGGCUACGACCCACGGACAAUGAGGCAUCACACGGACCUGGAUGCAUCCAAGAUCACCCACGGGCAGUUCGACGAGCGCUACGUGCUGUCAUCGCGGGUGCGCACGGGGCGCAGCAUCCGCGGGCUCAGCCUGCCGCCCGCCUGCACCCGCGCCGAGCGCAGGGAGGUGGAGAACGUGGUGGUCACCGCGCUGUCCGGCCUGCGGGGCGACCUGUCCGGCAAGUACUACAGCCUGACCAGCAUGACCGAGCGGGAGCAGCAGCAGCUCAUCGAUGACCACUUUCUCUUUGACAAGCCAGUGUCCCCGCUGCUGACAUGUGCCGGGAUGGCCCGUGACUGGCCGGACGCCAGAGGAAUCUGGCACAACAAUGAGAAGACAUUUCUCAUUUGGAUUAAUGAGGAGGACCACACCAGGGUGAUCUCCAUGGAGAAGGGCGGCAACAUGAAACGUGUCUUUGAAAGAUUCUGCCGUGGGUUAAAAGAGGUGGAAAGGCUGAUCAAGGAGAGGGGCUGGGAGUUCAUGUGGAACGAGCGCCUGGGGUACGUGCUGACCUGUCCCUCCAACCUGGGCACGGGGCUGCGGGCUGGAGUCCACGUCAAGCUGCCCAGGCUCAGCAAGGACCCCAGGUUCUCCAAGAUCCUGGAGAACCUCAGGCUGCAGAAGCGUGGCACUGGUGGGGUGGACACUGCAGCCGUGGCUGACGUCUAUGACAUCUCCAACCUGGACCGCCUGGGUCGCUCUGAGGUGGAGCUUGUCCAGAUUGUCAUUGACGGGGUCAAUUACCUUGUUGACUGCGAGAAGAAACUGGAAAGAGGCCAAGACAUCAAGGUGCCACCCCCCCUGCCUCAGUUCAGCAGGAGAUGAAGCUGCUGCUGAGGGUAAACGUGGCUGCCAUUCUGAUGGAAAGGCAGCCCUGUACAUCUCUGUAUAAAUGCAUUGUGUAAUAAAACACUACCUGACACCUGAGGUCUCCUCCAUGCCUGCCUGCACACACUGGUCUGGGUGCAGCUCUAUUGGGGUUCACCCACACAACCACCUUGGGACACGCUUUUUUUGGGGGGACUGCUCCCCUUUCGUGGUUGGUGAUAAGAAAAGCACCACUUCAGCUGUGCACAUAGCACAAAUCUGCAAUUCCAUGCAGCACUUGCACUUCUGGACGUUUACAGUGCCUCCUAUAAGCACCCUGCUGAUUUCUGCCCUGGGCCCUUGGGCUGCAGCAAACUGGCCCUAAAACCAGCAGGCAAAUCAGUUUGCUGAUAUUCUGCCUCCCACCUAAAGCUGCCCAGCACAGCCUGCUCCAGCCCCCUCCUGCAGCUCUCAGCCCCCAAGGCAAUGGGGUCUGGCUGAGCUGCCACUCCCCAAAGUGCCUGAAGAUGUGCUGCCACUCCGAGGGACACCUCCAUGCUCCCAUGUGCUCAGCAGGAAAGGAAAAAACCACCAAGUGCUGACAAUCCCACUGACUGGUUCUGUUUUGCAUAUGGAAACACAGUGUUUCACAGCCAGAACUCGGGAAGGUCCCUGGGUGAGUCAUACCUGCAGA
Molecule: messenger RNA, 2183 nt
Organism: Catharus ustulatus (Swainson's thrush)
Lineage: Eukaryota; Metazoa; Chordata; Aves; Passeriformes; Turdidae
Gene: CKMT2
Product: creatine kinase, mitochondrial 2
Exons: 9
Coding region: 248-1507 (419 amino acids)
Biological process (GO): phosphocreatine biosynthetic process
Cellular component (GO): mitochondrion
Molecular function (GO): creatine kinase activity
Source: RefSeq, a predicted model, not a curated record